AUGGAGGUCGCCACCACGGCUUCAAGCUUCGCGCUUCACACGCGCAUGUUAGCAUCGCCAACCACUCGCCGAGCCCUAAGCUCUAGCCGCACCCAAACGACGUCGUCCCCUACCCUUCCCAGAGCUUCCCUCUCCACCAAUUUCCUCUCUCCCUUCGCCGGCACCAGCAUCUCCUCCGAAUUUUCCGGCCACAAGCUCCGCCCCUUGAGCCUCAACCCAGCGUCGUUCCGUGGCUCCAAGCCCAAACGCGGUGUCGUCACCAUGGUUAUUCCGUUUCAAAGAGGAAGUGCAUGGGAGCAACCGCCUCCAGACCUGGCAUCAUAUCUGUACAAAAAUCGAAUUGUGUACUUGGGCAUGUCACUUGUUCCUUCAGUGACGGAAUUGAUACUGGCGGAGUUUCUCUACCUUCAGUAUGAAGAUGAAACGAAGCCCAUUUACUUGUACGUAAAUUCCACUGGAACAACCAAGGGUGGUGAGAAGUUGGGUUACGAAACAGAGGCUUUUGCAAUAUAUGAUGUCAUGAGGUAUGUCAAACCACCUAUAUUUACUCUUUGUGUUGGUAACGCUUGGGGAGAAGCUGCCUUACUUUUGGCUGCUGGUUCGAAGGGAAACCGUUCUGCUUUACCCUCAUCAACAAUCAUGAUGAAGCAGCCAAUUGCAAGGUUUCAAGGUCAAGCAACAGAUAUUGAACUUGCAAGAAGGGAAGUGAGGAAUGUUAAAGACGAGUUGGUUAAGCUCUUUUCAAAGCAUCUUGGAAAGUCAACUGAGCAAAUUGAAGCAGACAUUAGACGUCCGAAAUAUUUUAGUCCUAGUGAAGCAGUUGAAUAUGGCAUCAUAGACAAGGUACUGUACAAUGAAAGGACUACCGAAGACAGAGGAGUUGUCUCAGACCUGAAAAAAGCACAACUUAUUCCAUAG
Messenger RNA from Prunus armeniaca (apricot), 918 nucleotides. Lineage: Eukaryota; Viridiplantae; Streptophyta; Magnoliopsida; Rosales; Rosaceae. The record is from the annotation of a GenBank genome assembly.